Nymphalis io (European peacock) is the source of this 1018-nucleotide messenger RNA. RefSeq names its product surfeit locus protein 1 (gene Surf1). Lineage: Eukaryota; Metazoa; Arthropoda; Insecta; Lepidoptera; Nymphalidae. Gene Ontology annotation, cellular component: membrane; mitochondrion. Gene Ontology annotation, biological process: mitochondrial respiratory chain complex IV assembly. The coding region runs from base 76 to 960 and encodes 294 amino acids. The transcript is spliced from 5 exons. The record is from RefSeq and is a predicted model, not a curated record.
GUAGGUUACCCAGGUACUGAAAUACUGAGUUGUGAAAUUGUGAAUACAAAAUAGGUAUAGGUAUCUUUUUGCAAAAUGUCAAUAUUAAGAGGUGUAUAUAGACUAUAUAAACCAUAUACUUUGUUAAAUAACAGUCCUAAAAAUGUUUUUGUUAAUAUUGUAAGAACCAACAAAAUCUUUACUCAUUCUAUCCGAGUGAAAAAACCAAAAACUCAGGAUCCAGGAGAGAUAAUAAAAUGGGUUUUAUUGCUGAUACCAGUAACAUCAUUUGGUUUGGGCUGUUGGCAAGUGUAUAGGCUACAGUGGAAGCUGGAGUUAAUAGAUAUGCUCCAUGCAAAAUCAAAUUCAACACCAAUCCCCAUGCCACAGGAUUUUAAAGAACUUGAAAAUAUGGAAUACAGACCUGUUAAAGUGAAGGGAGAGUUUCUUCACGAAAAGGAAAUUCUCAUAGGACCUCGUGCCUUAAUUGAAAAUGAUGCAAUUUUGCAAAGAACUGGGUCCCUUAUAUCAGAUCCUAAAAAGAAUCAAGGAUGGCUACUUAUCACUCCAUUCAAAUUGUCGGAUAGUGGAGAAAUUAUCUUAAUUAAUCGUGGUUGGAUACCUCAAACUUUACGCCCUAAAGAAAAAAGACAGGCAUCAAUGGUAAAGGGUGAAGUGGAGCUAACUGGAGUGGUACGACUUACUGAAAAUCGAAGUCCUUUCAUGCCCAAAAACAAUCCAGAAAAAAAUUCAUGGCUUUACAGGGACUUGUGCCAAAUGAGUGCUUACUUUGAUUGCGCUCCUGUUUGGUUAGACGCUAAGGGUAUCCCAGACCCGCCAGAAGGUUGGCCCCUUCCGAAUCAAACUAGAAUAACCAUGAGGAAUGAACAUUUCUCGUAUCUCGUGACGUGGUAUUUGCUGUCGGCCUUUACAGCAGUAAUGUGGCAUCGUUACUUUAUAAGAAAACUUCCCUUAUUAUAAAUUAAAUAAGUUUAUACACAUAAGAAUUCAUAGUUAAAAAUAAACUAUUUAAAUAGUA